Cuscuta epithymum is the source of this 1887-nucleotide messenger RNA. NCBI's taxonomy places the organism in Eukaryota, Viridiplantae, Streptophyta, Magnoliopsida, Solanales, Convolvulaceae. The record is from the annotation of a GenBank genome assembly.
GUGCGAACUAGCGCUAUACGGGACCAAAACUCCCUUAAUCAUAUCCGGUAGUCAGGUUUCCACGUGCUCCUGGGGACUACCAUCCCUGCCUGCUAUCUCCUACCCUUGAUUGAUGAUUCAAUGUUAUGUUGUUUCCUUCAUUUAACUCCUCCUUUGACCAUCUUUCCCCCUCUUUCUUCCAUUGAAAGUCAAUCUCACACCACAUGUAUUACUGUAUAAAUCAAGAAAAAUCGGUAAUUGCUUCGUGUACACCAAGUGUUUGUCAUUAGGUGUCUGUGAAAGUACCCCUGCUGUGGUAUUUUGGAAGAAGAAAUAUGGUGAUGGAAGGGAUUCAGGAAGACAUGGGUGAUGGUAGCAGCAUGCAGUGCACCAACCAUCCAUACAAGAACAUCAGCAGCCCAGGAGGGAUUUGCGCUCUCUGUCUCCAGGAAAAGCUUGGGAAGUUGGUUUCUUCCUCUUUCCCUUCAUCCAUUUUCCCAUCUUCUUCUUCUUCAUCAACCCCUUCUUUUAGAUCUGAUCUUGGUGGACCAGGAAUUGCCACCAGUGCCCCUACUUCUUCUAUGCAUGGCCACAAGGCCAGUGAGUGUAGCUACAACCACCACCCUCAUCAGUUUGCCUCCAUCAGAAAACCAAGACUGCCCUUCCAAAGGAGGAAGAAGAAGAGUACUAGUAGUAGCAGUAGUGAUGCUUCUGCUAUUGUGUUCAAGAGAAGCAAAUCCACUGCCACUCCAAGAAACAGGUUAGGUUUUUUGGAAACUGACAAGAACGGUGAAGAUAACAGCCCCAGGAAAAGGGGUUUCUGGUCAUUUCUCUACUACCCAUCAUCAACAUCCAAGAAAUUUGAGAAGACUAGUGUCAAAGAUGCAAGCUUUUCCUCCCCAUCUGCAUCUGUGAGUGGUUCAGUGGGGGUUAGAGAGAAGAAACGAGACAGCUUCGUAGUGGUGGAGGAGAAUGAGGAGAGUUCCGAUCAGACUGCCCCCGCCCAACAUGAUAGAAAAGUGUCCAGGUCCAGAUCUGUUGGGUGUGGAAGCAGAAGCUUUUCAGGGGACUUCUUUGAGAGAAUCUCAACUGGUUUUGGGGAUUGCACACUAAGAAGGGUUGAAUCUCAGAGAGAAGGAAAGCCCAAAAUCCAAUCUGUCCAUCACAGGAACAGCGUGGCUUCUUCAGGGCAAGACUGCAUCAGGGAAAGAGUGAAAUGUGGAGGAAUCUUUAGUGGGUUCAUGAUGAUAUCUGCUUCUUCAUCUUCAUCAUCAGAUUGGGUUUCUUCGGAAGAGAAUGGGAAUGGGAAUGGGAAACCAACACCAUCUUCAUCUGCAGUUCAUCAUCAUCAGCUAGCUCAUGGCAGGAUCAAGACUUGGGGAUGGGCACUUGCUAGUCCAAUGAGAGCUUUCAGUAAGACAUCCUCUGGGAAAACAGAUGCUUCUAACAAAAAUCCAUCUCCCAACCUGGAUUCCAUUCCUUCUUUGUUGACUGUCAGAAGCUAGGAGAAAGGCAUGAAAUUCUCCACGGAGUAAAUCAGCUACUAAUAAUAAUAGUAAUAAUAAUACUGAUGCUGCUAUAGAUACAUUAAGUUAAUUGUCAUCUUUAAAAUGUGUUCAUUAUCUCUAAGUUGAUGCAUGUUAGUCUUGAUAGCCGUUGUUGGAUUUAAUUCAUGGAAUUCAUGUUAGUUUCCCAUCAUAACUACACGAUUCUCAGAUGGGUAGGCAUGGUUUUCUAAACCGGCCAUGUGAUUUGCUCAAAAACAGACAUUAUGGAUGAGAAUAAUUGUCUUCAUUUUCUUGUCACCAUGAUAUUGUUAGUUUAGCUUUGAAAUAUUUGUGGAUGGGUAUCUUCCUCGUUUCUUCUUUAUUGUAUGAACCUAAGAAGUUUCGUGGAUGCAUUAUUGAG